Molecule: messenger RNA, 1569 nt
Organism: Telopea speciosissima
Lineage: Eukaryota; Viridiplantae; Streptophyta; Magnoliopsida; Proteales; Proteaceae
Product: xylan glycosyltransferase MUCI21-like
Exons: 4
Coding region: 1-1569 (522 amino acids)
Molecular function (GO): glycosyltransferase activity
Source: RefSeq, a predicted model, not a curated record
AUGGGGAAGUAUCUGAACAUCCGAGUAUUGUUUCUUUUCCGCGCUCGAGCUCUUUCUUGUAAAAGCUUUCAGUUAACGAUUUGCAGUAAGAUCGUAUUGGUUUCAAGACUCAAAAGAGACUUUGAAGAUUUAGAUUUCCAUUUGUUUCCUGCUGAAAUUGAAAGAUUUCAACUCCGCAUCUUAUCGAUCGGAACUGCAGAAUAUUUCAUCGGAAGCGCAAUUGAGAAAUUUUUGCAGGUUGCAAUCAAGAAACAGCAGGAGCGGUGGUUGAGGUUUGAAGCUGCAGAAAGAAGUUCACAGAAGCAAGAAGAGGCAAAACCGAGUACGUCAUGGGGCCCACUGGAUUCGGUACCAGUGGAGUUGAAAGCCGAUAAACCCGAUAUACAGCCCAUCAUAUGUGACCAUUCCAACUAUCGUUACGACCUCUGCUCCCUCAACCGUCAAACCGUCUUGGAACCAACUACCAAUACCCUCUUCGUAUCGGGUUCGGAUAAUCAAAACCCGAAAAACCAACCCACACAGGAAAAGAUCCGUCCCUACCCUCGCAAAUGGGAGAAGAGCGUCAUGACCCGAAUCACAGAACUCACCGUCACCUCUGCUUCCGCAUCCACCCCCGCUCCCGCCUGCAAAUUCCGUCACUCCGCUCCGGCACUCAUAUUCAGCGCCGGCGGUUACACCGGAAACUUCUUCCAUGACUUCAACGAUGGGUUCAUCCCCCUCUUCGUCACCUCCCGCUCCAUCUCAUCUAAUCAGGACAUCGUCCUUGUCGUUUCCCAUUGCGAUGACUGGUGGAUCAAUAAGUAUGCUGAGCUGCUUCAGCAAUUCAGCCGCCACCCAAUCGUCAAUCUCGAUCGCGCCACCGAUACCCACUGCUUCCCAUCGGCCACGGUGGGGCUUAUAUCUCAAGGUUUCAUGACUAUCGAGCCCUCAUUGUUACCACACUCGGAAACGUUCCUUGAUUUCCGAGCAGUUAUCGGAGAUGCCUACAGGGAUAUACCAGUCUAUUUCCGCCGCCCAUCAAUAGGCCGCCGACCCCGUCUAGUGUUGGCGGCACGGAAUGGUGGUGUUGGGCGAGUGAUACUGAACCAGGCUGAAGUUGUACAGGUAGCAGAGGCUGUGGGAUUUGAAGUGAUACUCUUUGAGCCCAAUCUUUAUUCGUCUCUGAGCCAGGCUUAUGGGUUGAUCAAUGGUAGCCAUGCAAUGCUUGGGGUACACGGUGCAGCGCUUACCCACUCUCUGUUCCUCCGGCCGGGUUCGGUGUUGAUUCAGGUGGUGCCGAUAGGAAUUGAUUGGCUUGCAGAGACAUGCUUUGGGAAAUCAUCAAGGGAUAUGGGUUUGGAGUACGUGGAAUAUAAGAUAGAGCAGGAAGAGAGCAGUUUAAUAGAGAGGUAUGGAAAGGAUCAUUUGGUGCUUACAGACCCUAAAGCUGUGGUGAAGGAGGAUUGGUUCAACAUCAAGAAGAUCUAUUUGCAGGGCCAGGAUGUUAAACUGGAUUUGGUUAGGAUCCAAAGUUACUUACAAAAGGCCUAUGAGAAGGCUAAAAGAUUCAUGGCGAAAGAUGAUUAUUAG